Molecule: messenger RNA, 1867 nt
Organism: Ceraceosorus guamensis
Lineage: Eukaryota; Fungi; Basidiomycota; Exobasidiomycetes; Ceraceosorales; Ceraceosoraceae
Product: putative succinyl-CoA:3-ketoacid-coenzyme A transferase mitochondrial precursor
Exons: 6
Coding region: 229-1701 (490 amino acids)
Biological process (GO): ketone body catabolic process
Molecular function (GO): succinyl-CoA:3-oxo-acid CoA-transferase activity
Source: RefSeq, a predicted model, not a curated record
CGGGGAUUCAGCGGGCAAGACAAAAGUGGGAUUCUGAGUGGCUUGCAGUCGUGAGUCAAGCUCAUCACGCCAGCUCCUCACACGCACACACGCGCGCACUCGAGAUCUUCCAGCUCCUGUUCUCACUCACACAUCCACGUUGCCCUCUCUCGACAAGAUUUGCUAGGGGCGACCACCACACAGCUCUCUGCGACGAGUUUGUAUUCGCGUCGCACACUUCGAACAGUCAUGUUGCGUCAAUUUGCACGUUGCGCAGCCCAGCGCAACGCAGGGCCCAGCGCCUCAAAAAUUUCAAAGCUGUUUGCUCCGCUCUCUGUGCGAUUCGCUUCCACGACUACAGAGUCCGGCGCAGUGGACAAGGUGUACGCAUCGGCCGCCCAAGCAGUAGGCGACAUUCGACCCGGUUCCAUCGUCCUCUCUUCCGGUUUCGGUCUCUGCGGUACGCCCGACACUCUCAUCGGCGCCAUUUCACAAAACCCAGCGAUCAAGGAUCUGACCUGCGUGAGCAACAAUGCGGGGGUUGGAGAAAAGGGAUUGGGAAAGUUGUUGCACACGGGUCAGGUCAAGAGUAUGAUUAGCAGUUUUAUUGGUAGCAACAAGUACUUUGAAGCUGCUUAUCUGGCCGGCAAGGUGGGAUUGCAACUCACACCCCAGGGCACCAUGGUGGAGAGGGUGAGAGCUGGCGCGUUUGGUAUACCAGCUUUCUACACCCCCACUGGUUUCGGCACGGCUGUGCAAACGGGAGACUUGGUCAGCUACUACGAACCGAGGCAAGAGGGGGACAAGAGCCCUCCUAAGCCCAAAGAGUUUGCCAAGCCCAGAGAGACGCGCACUUUCAAUGGCAGGGGUUACGUGCUCGAGGAAGCCAUCCACGCCGAUGUGGCGCUCGUGCACGUGUGGAAGGCGGACAAGAUGGGCAACUGCAUGUUUAGGUACGCCGCAUCCAACUUUGGCGCAGCGUUUGCAAAGAACGCAAAGCUGACCAUCGUCGAGGCCGAGGAGAUCGUCGAAACCGGCCAACUGGAUCCCAACACUAUUCACCUCCCUUCAAUCUUUGUCAUCGCAUCUCGAGCGGCCAAGGAGUUGCGACAUGGCGACUACGUGAACCUGGGUGUGGGCAUGCCAGCUCUCGUGCCUUCCUUUUUGCCCGAAGGCGUGGACGUGGUCCUACAUUCAGAAAAUGGUAUUCUGGGAAUGGGACCUUACCCGACCAAGGAACAAUUGGAUGGCGAUCUGGUCAAUGCUGGAAAGGAGACGGUUACGCUUUUGCCAGGUGCUGCGACGUUCGAAAGCUCGGAAAGCUUUGGAAUGAUCAGGGGAGGUCAUGUGGAUGUUACCAUGCUUGGCGCUCUCCAAGUAGGCGCAAACGGUGAUCUGGCCAACUACAUGAUUCCAGGCAAACUCGUCAAGGGCAUGGGAGGAGCCAUGGACCUCGUAUCUUCGCCCGACCACACCAAAGUCGUCGUCUUGACGGAUCACUGCGACAAGAAUGGCCGAUCGAAAAUUGUCAGCAAGACCAAAUUGCCCUUGACGGGCUCGCGAUGCGUCUCUAGGAUCAUCACCGAUCUUUGCGUCUUUGACGUCGACAGAUCCACAGAGCAGGGAGGCUUGACCCUCAUUGAACUUCAAGAGGGAGUCACUGUUCAAGAGGUGAAGGACAAGACAGACUCGGAUUUCAAGGUUGCCGAGGGCGUCGAGUGAACGAGGCAUUCUGCUUACGUGCAAUCUUUGCCAGCUUACUCAUUUCAAUAGCAUAGCGUCACUUGUCUAGCCUUCUUCAUUCUGGUCAAAGAAAUGCGUUGCUCGCUGGAGCUUGCUGGUAUGAUACAAAUGUGCUGGUAGACAUGUGCGAGAAGCGCAGAAGAGA